AUGGGAAAUUGUUGCUCAUAUCCUGAUAAAAUACAAGAAAAAGAACAUGAAUAGUAGUCAUAAAACGAAAAUAGUUCUUACCAUGGGAAUACAAAUUCAAAAGCUAAUAGUAAAGGAGAUAUCGUUAAUCAUCAAUCUUAGAUUCAUGGAGAAACAAAAAGAGAGGAUACUAAUUAAUUUGAUUCACAAGAAAACAAUUAGCCUUUGAUGCAGUCCAUGCAUAAAUAAAAUACUCCAAAUAGUGUGGGCAAUAUCCCUAGUAACACAAAUAUACAACCCAGUGUAGUUUAAAGUGGAACGAAUAUAUAGCCUUCAAGCUAUGCAGUUUAGCACAGAAAUAGUGGUGGAUUUAACCAAGCUAUCAAUCCCUCAAUGAUGGAGAGCAGCUCAUUAAAUGGGCAUUAAAGACCUGGGACAAUAAUAUAGGGAAAUAAAGAUGAUUUAGGUUCAUAAAAGGCUGCUAGACUUGAUACAUAAGAAAGGGAAUUCAAAGAAGGAAUUGUAGAUGCAUCUAUUUAGUAGUAUGUUGUGAGAACAAAAGACUAAAUGUAGAAUUCAGAUAUGCAAAAAUUUUUAUUCUUAUGCAGAAGCGACACUUCAAAAUCAUUCAUUCUUUAGAUAUCGCAUUCUUAAGCUCAGCAAUAAGGAUCAACCCAAACUUUGUUUGAUGUAGCUUAGAAAUAUAUAAAAUAGCAAUACUCUACUGAUGCAAUUAGCCUAGAGUUAUUAUUUGGAAUGUAAAAUAUGCAGAAGUCUCUGUAAUAUCAUUAGGAUUGUUUUCCUGCUUACUUCAAAACUAAGGAAAUAUUUGAGGAACCCUACUACAUACAAGUUUAGCUUCCACCUUCUGCUAAAAAUCAAGGAAAUCCUACAUGGAUUUAAUAGUUAGUUUUUGCAUCUAUGACCAUAGAUGAUGUAAAAAAAGAGCUGUGCAAGAUAGAUCCUAAUUUAAAUAUAAAUGCUUGCUCUAUGUAUAAAAUAAUCGAAGAUUAAAGCAAUGCUUCUCCUCUACAAUCUAAAGGCAGAAUAAACACUUAAGAAUUUAAUGCAAGUCCAUAAAGCUGGGUACCACUAUUAGAUGAAGAAAAAUUAGGUUUAAACGGCCAUGACUAACUCUUUGCGAUCAGAAAUAUGGAUGAUGAAAAGACCCCAAUAAUGAAUGGAUCAUAAGUAAACGGUGUUGCUAGUGGAAAUGAAAUGUAUUGGCCAUCAGAUAACAGUUAAUAAGGAUCUUCCACCUAAGAAGUUUAGUUAAAAAAGAAAGAUGAAUAGCCUUACAGAAAGGUAUUAAUUGGUAUCAAUAUAGAAUAUGAGUGUAAAAAUUCACAAUGCAAGUUAAAUGGCAAAAGAGCAGUAAAAAAUGUAGGUAUUGGAAUUUACGAUCUAACAGAAAACUCAAAAUUAUCAUGUCUUCAAUGUAAAUCUAAUCAAAAUACUUAAAUCCAUUAAAUCGGAUUCUACUAAUGUAGAUUCGCAUACACAGGAAUAUAAGACUUAAAAAAAAAAUCUUCACCAAAAUGGUAAAUAUCUUUUUCUUCUUAAACAUUGAAGAAACUAGACUAAAAAGAAGUUCUUAGAAAACCUACUCACAACCAUUAAAAUUGGAGUUACUUCCUUGAUACUUAGCAAUGGACCCGAUUUAAAUUAUAUGCAAAAAGAAUAUCUAAUUAUCAUAAAUUAAAUGAAAACGAAGAGUUUCUCCAUUCUCUCUAACUUGAAGAUGUUUCUUCCCAUAAAAUGUGUGGAGUCUGCAAACAAAAUGUUUAAGACUAGAUGCAGCAUACAUUAGACUGUGGUCACUCUUACCAUAAGUUAUGUUUGAAUCUUCUUCCUCAAAUAUUUUCAUCAAUCCGCUGUCCAUUAUGUAAAUGA
Molecule: messenger RNA, 1872 nt
Organism: Tetrahymena thermophila SB210
Lineage: Eukaryota; Ciliophora; Oligohymenophorea; Hymenostomatida; Tetrahymenidae
Exons: 4
Source: RefSeq, a predicted model, not a curated record